CGAGGUGAUAAAAAAUGUUGAAAGGGUUCUUCCGUAUAACUUUUGUAAAUAUAUGUAUUUAUAUAUAUACAUAUUAUAUAUCGGAGUUAAUUCUUUCUUGUGUCGUCUAAAUAAAAAUGAACUACAGUACAUAACAAUUUAUUGAAAAUUGCUGAAAUGUAUCAUACUAAAUUUCUAUUAGUUCUUGUUUAGAAUUUACAAGGAAAUAGAUUUCAUGUAUUUAUACCGGCAGUACUGUUUUUCUAACCUAUUAAGCAAAAAAAAAAAUCUAUAAACUGUUUAUUAUUAUAAAUUUUCACUAGUGUGUCAUACAAAAUUUGUCGAGAUGACUUACUUUGUAACCAGGACAUUUUCAUUUCAAUUGAGGAAGGGACGGAAUGUUCUAAAACCACUGGUUACAUGUUUUCCUAGGCACCCAUUAUCGACAAAACUUGAACCUCGGCAAGAAACUGCAGAUGUUUCAGACAUUAUAAAAGAAGAAAAUCCUUUGGACCAUUCAGAUUUUUUUCGUGUUCAUAAUAUGUUUACAGUUCAGGACUUAUUUAACGCAAGAGUACAUUUUGGUCAUAAGGAAGGUUCCUUGGAUGAUUGUAUGAAGCCAUUUAUAUUUGGCUCAAGAUUAGGACACUUAAUAAUUGAUUUAGAUCAAACUGCAGAGUUGUUACGACAAGCGUUAAAUAUUGCUGCUCAUAUAGCAUUUAGAGGUGGAAUCAUAUUGUUUGUAGCAAAAAAUCCUCAAAUUGCUUAUUUAGUAGAACAGACUGCAAAAGAAUGUAAGGAAUAUGCGCAUACUAGAAAGUGGAAACAUGGAAUAUUUACAAAUUCUGAAUCUCAAUUUGGAGCAAUUACUAGAUUACCAGAUUUGUGCAUAUUUCUUAAUACUAUGGAAUCUGUUGUUCAUCAACACGUAGCAGUGGUACAUUCAGCCAAAAUGACUAUACCUACAAUUGGCAUUGUCGAUACAAAUUGUAAUCCAAAUCUUAUAACGUAUCCUGUUCCUGGAAACGAUGAUACACCUUGUGCUAUAGAACUUUAUUGUAAACUAUUUAAAAACGCAAUAAUGAGAGGAAAAAACUUCAGAAAUGAAAUAAAAACGAAACAUGAUUUCAUAUCGUAGUAAGUUGCUCUUGUUAAAUUUAUUUGUACUUGGUUCGAAAACUACGUCUUGAAUUCCCUCAAAAUAAUGGAAAGAAGAUUUUGUACAGUAUGAAUUAGUUUUAAAAAAAGGAAUAAAUAUUCUGUAACGUAAA
Osmia bicornis bicornis is the source of this 1250-nucleotide messenger RNA. It is a transcript of the gene mRpS2, whose product is annotated as 28S ribosomal protein S2, mitochondrial. The transcript is spliced from 3 exons. NCBI's taxonomy places the organism in Eukaryota, Metazoa, Arthropoda, Insecta, Hymenoptera, Megachilidae. Bases 326 to 1117 code for a protein of 263 amino acids. Gene Ontology annotation, biological process: translation. The record is from RefSeq and is a predicted model, not a curated record. Gene Ontology annotation, molecular function: structural constituent of ribosome. Gene Ontology annotation, cellular component: ribosome; mitochondrial small ribosomal subunit.